AUGUCUGACAAAGGUCCUGUGGAUGUUCUUGAAGGAAGUACAAUUGUUACAACUGCUGGCAAACUUGAAUGCAAAUUAAUUAUUCAUGCAGUUGGCCCAACUUGGAAUGGUGGAAAUAAUUAUGAAAUUGAAUCUCUCUCAAAAGCUAUCAUAAAUUCUUUAGUAAUUGCAGAGAAAAGAAACUGUACCUCCAUCGCAUUCCCUGCCAUUAGCACAGGGAUUUUUAAAUUUCCUCUGGAUAAAGCAAGUGAGGUCAUAUUAUCAAACAUAAAGGAUUAUUUAAAGGAUAAUCCGAAUUCCAAAUUAAGAACCAUCUAUCUUGCUAGCAUAAAACCAAGUGUUAUUUCUGCUUUUCAAAAGCAGAUGAAGUCUAUAUUUCCAGAAUCUACUUCUCUUCAAAUAGAAAGUGAUGCCAAGUUUAAAAAACCAGUGUUACCAGCCAGACCAUCUCAAGCUCAAAAGUCACAAAAUAACCCUGAAAUAGUACUUGGAUUUUUGAACAAGAUAAAGUGUAAUGUGAUUGUCAACAGCACCAAUAAUUCCCUGGAUCUGUCUUCAGGAGCAAUUUCAAAGGCCAUUCUUGCAGAUGCUGGUCCAGAGUUACAACAGGAAUGUUACAGACACUCUAGUAUAUCAAUUUAUGACAUUGCUGUUACUAGUGGAUACAAUUUACCUUGUGACAAUGUGUUUCAUAUUUCUUUACCCCACUGGUCUCAAAGUUCUGUCAAUCUCAUCAAAACCUAUGUCAGAAAUUGUCUGCUCAAGGCAGAUGAAAUGAAAUUAUCACAUAUUGCCUUCCCUGCUUUUGGAACUGGAAAUUUGGGUUAUCCUAUUGACGUUGUUGCUAAUGCAAUGUUCAGUGCCGUGUCAGAAUAUAUGUCUGGUCAGAAUACUGUGGUACAGAAAAUAACUUUUGUGAUCUAUCCAAAGGACACAAUUAUACAGAAGGUAUUUGAAGAUGUCAAAAGCAAUGGAUCCACCAUCUCAAGUACUAAAACUUACCAAUCACACACUGAGAAAGCUGCAGCAGCUUUUAAUAAUAUUCCACAAGUUGCAGCAGCUAGUAAUAAGACUUCACAAGAUGACAGUGUAAGUUUUGACAUCAAAGGUGUUAAACUGAUUCUACAAACAGGAAGUAUUACAGACCAAAAUGUAGAUGGUAUUGUUCAUGGAACUAAUACUCAAUUUACUUUAAAUGGAAUCAUUUCAAAAUCUCUAUUAAGUUUAAUUGGACACCAGUUUACAAAGGAUUGCAAAUCUAAAAUUGCAGAAAUGGCAGCCAAUAACUAUGCUAUCACAAACGCUCAUUCAUUGCCUGCAACAUAUAUUGUUCAUGUGAACAUUGAAGGGAUCCGAAAUAACGCAACUCAAAUAUUCAAACUUUGUUUUGAUGGUGCUGAAAAGCAUCAAAUAACAUCUUUGGCUUUACCACCCCUUGGAACUGGAGGACUGGGCUGCAGUAUCCAAUAUUUUUCAAAGCAUCUAAGAAAUGCUGUUCAUGACUUUGCCAAAUCAUCACCAAAAAAUUUGAAAACUGUGAAGAUUGUUAUUUUUCAGCGGGAAAUGUUUGGUGAAUUUUGUCGAGAAAUGGAAAGCAUUGCAAAGAGUACCAAGUCUUUAUUCACAAAAAUUUCAUCUUCAGUUACAAAUUAUUUUUCAAAAGGGUCUGCCAAACAAGAAACAUUUGUAUCAAAAGGAAAACUUCCUUCUCCUGUCAGCUUGUUUUUCUAUGCAGACAGUCUCAAUACAAUUAAAGAAGUAAAGAAGAAAAUUGAUUCAGAAUACAAGUCUAAAUAUUUUCAUUCCACAAAUAUUGAUGACGAGAUCAUUAAAGAGCUACCAUAUAACCAAAAGCUGAUUAUUGAUAGUCUGCAGGAUCAAUAUGAAGUAAAAAUAGAAUUCAUGCCUUCAAAGAUCAUAGUGAGUGGAUAUAAGGAUGAUGUUUUCACACUAUUCUUGUUGUCGCUGCCGCUUCUGUUGUUGUUGUUGUUUCCACCCCUGUGGGACAUCCUGGGGAGGAGGAGUCACAGUCUUUUGUCCCCUCAUCGCUACCUGCUUCCAUUCAUUGAAGCCUUUGGGGGCUGGCUGGAUGUGUCUGGCCCUAUUGCUUCUUUAGAUGAUGUUGGUUACUGGGGUGGUGGCACUGGGUCCUUGCUGGGGUAUGCUUUUGACAAGUGCCCUGUAGCGCCACAGUACCAGUAG
Molecule: messenger RNA, 2202 nt
Organism: Acanthosepion pharaonis
Lineage: Eukaryota; Metazoa; Mollusca; Cephalopoda; Sepiida; Sepiidae
Source: the annotation of a GenBank genome assembly